This is a messenger RNA of Soboliphyme baturini, 765 nucleotides long. The record is from the annotation of a GenBank genome assembly. Lineage: Eukaryota; Metazoa; Nematoda; Enoplea; Dioctophymatida; Soboliphymatidae.
AUGUAUAUAAUUAGAAUAGCAGCGAUGGAACUUCUACCCGAAGACAUCAAUGCUGCACGUCAAAGGAUUGCUCCGUAUGUACACAAAACGCCGGUAUUCACUAGUUCAAAGCUGAGUCUAAUUGGCGCCAGGGGAGCUGCUAAUGCAGUAAACAACAAGAAUAUUAAAGGCGUGGUGACACACAGUAGUGGAAAUCAUGGACAGGCGCUGGCAUUUGCUGCAAAGAUGUUUGGAGUGUCUUGCACCGUAGUCGUGCCAGAAAACGCACCGAAAGUGAAAGUAGAUUCUAUACUCGAAUACAAUGCUGAAAUCAUUUUCUGCAAACCAACCAUGAAAGAUAGGUAUGUAUUUCUUGUUGCUUACUUGCAUACAAAGUAUCGCUAUUCGUAUAAUUCGUAUAACGGUACAAUAGCAUGCGAAUUCUUAGAACAAGUUCCACAGCUAGAUGCACUUGUUGUUCCGGUGGGAGGAGGAGGCAUGGUUUCGGGAAUCGCCUGUUGGACAAAAUUCGUGAACCCCGCAGUGAAAGUGUACUGCGUUGAACCAGUCGGAAAAAAUUUGGCCAAUUCGUUGAAAUCCGGUUCGCAGAAUUGCGUAGAUCCAUCGAAGCUCAUUCCUACAAUAGCCGAUGGUCUGCGGGUUCCUCGUCUAGGAAAGCACUGUUUCUCUGUGGUUCGGUCGCUCAGUGAAAAAACUGUUCUAAGCGUGGUGUGUAUUUUACGAACGGCAUAUAAAUUGUUUAAUUACUGCCAUUUUUGUCUUUAA